Entelurus aequoreus (snake pipefish) is the source of this 6873-nucleotide messenger RNA. RefSeq names its product transmembrane serine protease 3a (gene tmprss3a). The record is from RefSeq and is a predicted model, not a curated record. The coding region runs from base 43 to 4086 and encodes 1347 amino acids. NCBI's taxonomy places the organism in Eukaryota, Metazoa, Chordata, Actinopteri, Syngnathiformes, Syngnathidae. Gene Ontology annotation, cellular component: membrane. Gene Ontology annotation, biological process: proteolysis. The transcript has 32 exons. Gene Ontology annotation, molecular function: protein binding; serine-type endopeptidase activity.
UCUGAGCAGCGGAACUCUUCCAGGGUUGAAUUGGUCUCUGUGAUGGAGACCCCAAACACAAUAAGCGUCUGCCCAGUGGGCAGCUUAAGUGCUGACUUGUAUUCUGGGAACAACUUCAGAAAACCUGCAGACUCCCAAACUUUAACUGCAGGUCGUCCAACCAUGCCGGUCAUCAAAGUGCAGCCAUUUAUUUCUGGAGACGGCGCGGAAAGAAGUUGGAUCCGAAAACUGCUGGCUCAUAGUGUGGAAUUGUUCAUUUGCGCAUUGAUCAUCGUGGUGGUCUGUCUGGCCUUUGUUUUUGGCUUUGGGUCUGGGAGCUGCGUGGGGAAGUUUCAGUGCGGCUUUUCAUCUCAGUGCAUAACAAGUUCAGCCCAGUGUGAUGGAAAGGUGGACUGUGACAAUGGCGAGGACGAGCUAGGCUGUGUACGUCUCAGUGGGCGGAGUUCAGUCCUGCAAGUCCAGAAAGAAGGUGUGUGGAAGACAGUCUGCUCAGAAGACUGGAAUAAUUGGCUUGGGGCGUCUGCCUGCAAACAGCUGGGAUAUAACAGUUAUGUCGAGUCGUUGUUUAUCCCGCUGACCUCCAUCGAGGAGAAUCUUCAGUACGAUCUGGUGUCCAUCAACCUCAACCGUAACCUGGCCAUAAAGCUCCAAAACACUGCAACUUUCAGUAAACCCCAAUGCACCUCGAACAAUGUGACAACGCUGAAAUGUCUGAAGUGUGGCGUCAGACCGAAAUACUCGCCUCGUGUUAAGCACUCGGUUCAAAUUGUUGGAGGAAACCUCUCCAGGCCUGGUCAGUUCCCCUGGCAGGUUAGCCUCCAUUUCAACAAUGUGCACCGCUGUGGCGGCUCCAUCGUAUCUGCAUUCUGGAUUGUCACAGCAGCACACUGUUUAUUCGGGUUUGUCAACCACUCCAUGUGGACGGUCCACGUGGGAAAGACAAUGCAGCAAGCCGAUGGUCCCCAGUCUCUUGCAGUGGAGAAGACGAUCUUCCACAUUCUUUAUGACCCCAAAGGCACGGAUUACGAUAUUGCACUCAUGAAACUAAGAAAGCCUCUUGUUUUUAAUGCAUCUAUUCAGACAGCAAGCAGCAGAAGCACAUUUGCCGGUGAGAGACAGACUCAACAUCAGCAACAAUCCAACGACCUGAAGCCACAACCUCAGCUUCAAUCUAUCAAAGCUGCCCCCAUUGAUAUUGCUGACUGGCUACACCAUUUGACUGACACACUCAGGACUGAAUUACUUAGCAGAGGCUCUUAUGAGGAUUUGUGGAGCCCAUCUGCCUGCCUAACUAUGGGGAGAAUUUUGAGCAAGGUACUGAGUGCUGGAUCUCUGGAUGGGGGGCAAGUAAGAGCAAAGUGCCUGGGAUUUUCAGGUGAUAGCGAAAUGUUUCUACACUCGGCCAUGGUGCCCAUCCUCUCCAUAAAGACCUGCAAUCAGCCAGAGAUCCACCAGGGCCUCAUCUCACCAUGGAUGGUCUGUGCAGGAUACCUGAAGGGAGGAAUUGACGCCUGUCAGGGGGACAGCGGGGGUCCUCUGGCUUGUGAAGACUCAUCUCUGUGGAAGCUGGUUGGGGCAACGAGUUGGGGCAUCGGCUGUGCUGAAAGGAACAAGCCCGGUGUUUACACCAGGAUCACAUCCUUUCUCAAUUGGAUCAGAAUACAUAUGGAGAUAGCACACGACGCUUCAGAGUUCACGGCCGGUGCAGAGAGGCGACAAGGAGGACACGAGACAAUGGGAGGUCCUUAUAUGCAGGAAAGCCCCUCCCAAAACUGCAGGUGGCCUGGGGAACAAGGGACCACCGGCCCCACGCAGGCAGGUCGGCCGGCCAGCGAAAGGACCCCCAAGACUGUGCUGCCAGGCAGGCCAGCGGUAGACACGCCUGGCCGAGGACAAGGCACGGGAGAAGCAGGAGACAGCCAGCAGCUGGCCACUGUGCAGCACCGCCACAUGCUACACGGCACAGAGGAGCCCCCCCCCCAGACGGGGGAUGCGCAGGGACUAGACCCAGAAGGUCCCCACCGAGCAGGGGAGCAUGUGACACUUGGGGGACACGCGACGGGAGCACUCACCUGCUCAGGUGUCCUUUGCACACAGCUACCGGAACAACACUCGGGGAAUGUACGGGUCACGGAUUACGUCAUCAUGACCAAGGGUUUUGCUGACAUCAAUCUUGUAACCAACACCGCUGUGAAUGAAACCCAGACGUCCUCAACAGAACUCAGGGUAGAAGCGUCUGAGCAACCGAACUCUUCCAAGGUGGAAUUGGUCUCUGUGACGGAGGAAGACCUCCCCACAAUAGAGACCCCAAACACAAUAAACGUCAGCCCCCUGGGGAGUCUAAAUGCUGACUCGUAUUCUGAGAACAAAUUGAGCAAACCUGCAGAGUCCCAAACUUCAACUGCAUGUAGUCCAACCAUGCCGGUCACCAAAGUGCAGCCAUUUAUUUCUGAAGACGAUAUGGACAAAAGUUGGAAGCAAAAACUGCUGGCUCGUCGCAUGGAAUUGAUCAUAGCUGCAUGUAUCAUCCUAGUGGUCUGUCUUGGUCUCGGUAUAGGCCUUGGAGUGGGUCUGAGCUGCAUGGGGAAGUUUCAGUGCGGCUUUUCAUCUCAGUGCAUAAGAAGUUCAGCCCAGUGUGAUGGAAAGGUGGACUGUGACAAUGGCGAGGACGAGCUAGGCUGUGUGCGUCUCAGUGGGCGGAGUUCAGUCCUGCAAGUCCAGAGAGAAGGUGUGUGGAGGACAGUCUGCUCUGAGGACUGGAAUAAUUGGCUUGGAGUGUCUGCCUGCAAACAGCUGGGAUAUAACAGUUAUGUUGAGUCAUUCUUCAUCCCGCUGACUUCCAUCGAGCAGAACCUUCAGUACAAUCUGGUGUCCAUCAGCCUCAGCCAUAACCUUAGCCAAUCACAGUCUAUACAGCUGCAAAACGCUACAACUUUCAGUAAAACCCAAUGCACCUCAGGAAGAGUGACAACGCUCAAGUGUCUGGAGUGUGGCUUCAGACCAAAGUACACCAUGACUCGUAUUGUUGGAGGGAACAUCUCCAGGCCUGGUCAGUUCCCUUGGCAGGUUAGCCUCCAUUUCAACAGUGAACACCUCUGUGGUGGCUCCAUCGUAACUUCAUUCUGGAUUGUCACAGCAGCACACUGUUUAUUUGGGUUUACAAACCAGUCCAUGUGGAGGGUCCACGUGGGACAGACGGAACAGCCAGUCCACGGUGCCCAGUCUCUUGCAGUGGAGAAGAUGAUCUUCCACGGCCGUUAUCGCCCCAAAGGCCUGGAUUACGAUAUCGCACUCAUGAAACUGAGCAAGCCUCUUGAUUUUGAUGCCUCCACCUUCUCAAUUCGCUCCUCUGUGUCUGUUAUUUGUUGUUUAAUGUUUGUGAGCUCGGAUUUAAUAUCGCUCAGCUGUUCUUUUAUGUCCUUUCGGAAGUCCCGAAUCUCCUCCAGAACAUGGACUAACCCUUCGGCGUCCGCCUCCUUUGAGCGAGGGUUAGCAUUAGCACCGCCAUCUUGUAGCUUUACAGAUUUGAGGACAGCGCAAAGAAAGAGGCUUCAAAAAAGUUCAGACAAGACAAAACAAAGAGAGCAAGCUGGGAGAAGAAGGGAGCGGAAAAAAAUGCAACCGCCCUCCCCAGAGGCAAGACAGAAAAAUGACCUGAAUGAGAAUAUUCAUCAUCAUUUUGGAUUUGUGGAGCCCAUCUGCUUGCCUAACUAUGGGGAGGAGUUUGAGCAGGGCACAGAGUGCUGGAUCUCUGGAUGGGGGGCAACCGAGGACGAAGGAGAGACCAGUGUGUUUUUACGUUCGGCCAUGGUGCCCAUCCUUUCCACAAAGACCUGCAAUCAGCCAGAGGUUUACCAGGGCCUCAUCUCACCAUGGAUGGUCUGUGCAGGAUACCUGGAAGGAGGAACUGACUCCUGUCAGGGGGACAGCGGGGGUCCUCUGGCUUGUGAAGACUCCUCUCUGUGGAAGCUGGUUGGGGCAACGAGUUGGGGCAUCGGCUGCGCUGUGAGGAACAAGCCCGGUGUUUACACCAGGAUCACACACUCACUCAGCUGGAUCAGGCAACACAUGGAAGUCAGUCCAUAACCAGCCCCUUAUUGGUUGUGUGCAACACACUGCCAAUAAGGUGUACAUGUCUGGCAACACAAGCGGGUACCAAGAUAAGGGUGUCUUAUGAGCAUGAGUACUCCCAGGAACUUGGGAGCUGCGGUUCAUUGAGGGGAAACAUGAACUCCAACACGUACAUUCUGAUGACCUCCCUUGGGACGCUUGGCUGGUUUCCGACCUAAUGGAGAUACAAUACAUGAUGGAAUACGGUACAACCAUGUCUCUUCCAGACCUGAACCCACUCGUGCAUCCUCAAGCAGAGGGUGGAGGACACCCAACAGUGUCAUUGUGAAAGAGGAUGCCAGUGACAAAUGAUGCAGCGCUGCUCAAUUCCAUGUCCAAGAGGAUGAAGGCAGUGCGAGGUAACAAAUAUUCACACCUUUUGGACAAGAAGUGUACUCACUUGUGUUGCACAUAUUAGACAUGAAUGUAUAUUUAAGGUGGGCAAAUAGAUCCAAAUAUCGAUAGUAUUGAUACCAAGAAUAGUAUGCAUAUCAUAUCAAUCAGGUUUUCUUUUACAUUCAUUUUCACAUAUUGUGUUUUUUUUGUCCAUAUUGUUACAUUGAUUACAUUAUAGUCAUAUAUUUUUAUAUUGUUUACAAAGUCAGGGAAGCCGUGGGAGAUCAUGCAGUUUCACCUAUGUGGGUUAAAAAUAUUUUUUGCAAACCAGUAAGUAUAAUCUGCAAAUGAUGUGUUGUUGUUGAGUGUCGGUGCUGUCUAGAGCUCGGCAGAGUAACCGUGUAAUACCAUACCAUAUCAGUAGGUGGCAGCCAGUAGCUAAUUGCUUUGUAGAUGUCGGGAACAUGGUUUGUCGUGAUCACAAUAUGCAGACGACAGCGGGAGGCAGUGUGCAAGUAAAAAGGUAUCUAAUGCUUAAACCAAAAAUAAACAAAAGGUGAGUGCUCCUAAGAAAAGGCAUUGAAGCUUAGGGAUGGCUAUGCAAAACGAGACUAAAACUGAACUGGCUACAAAGUAAACAAAAACAGAAUGCUGGACGACAGCAAAGACUUGCAGCAUGUGGAGCAGAGACGGCGUCCACAAAGUACACCCGCUGUACAUGACAUGACAAUCAACAAUGUCCACACAAAAAGAGAUAGCAACAACUUAAAUAUUCUUGAUUGCUAAAACAAAGCAGGUGCGGGGAAUAGCGCUCAAAGGAAGACAUGAAACUGCAACAGGAAAAUACCAACAAAACAAGAAAAGCCACCAAAAUAGGAGUGCAAGGCAAGAAAACAGCAAAAAAAUCCAAAUAAGUCAGAGCGGGAUGUGACAGUGUACACCUACUUUGAGACAAGAGCUAAAGUGAUGCAUGGUUGUUUAUGGUUUAAAUUAAUAUCCAACAAUUGCAACAACAACUUUCUAUUGUCUAAUGAGUUUCAUUUUUUAAAUAUCUGCUGGUGGUGUACCUCCGGAUUUUUUUUAAUGAAAAAAAUGCACCUUGGCUCAAAAAAGGUUGAAAAACACUGGUCUACAUAACAUUUAAAAGUUUCGCUUUGGUCAAGGUUUUGCAUAGAUUGUUUUACAGACUAUCUUCAAGUUUUUCUGACCAUCUCUUCAGGAUGCGCAGUUUUGCGGGCGGUCUUAUUUACACGCCCAAGUCCUCUUUCAGGCCCAGCCGUCAGCCAUGUUGUAGUUUUUAGCGCUUCCAUAUGGAGUCUACUGACAGAUAUAAGUUAGAACUAUACGCUACUUUUUGUUAGACAUGGCAACCGCGGAGGAUGCAUGUGCAUGUACGAGACAGUCUGCCCCACAAGAAGGCUACGACUAAACAAAAAUGGCUGACUCGCACAGCAAAACUCUUCGGGUAAACCCAUACCAUAUAUGGAGAUAUCAUACGUAACAAAGGCAAAAUAUGUCACAAUUACUAACGGCUCGUUCGAUGCAAAUUUAGAAGAAGGCAAAAUUAUUUUAUAAAUAUGGACAUGGUUUGAUUUCACCUUUGUGGGACUUACGUGGAUCCCAAAUACACAAAAUAAGGUACCAACAGUUAAGGAAUGUUGGCUUUGCAUAAUAAGGCCACUUUAAAUGAGAUCCACUAGUAGUUUUUGUUUACUAAUUUUGCACUAUUUACUUUAUUUUGCUCUAACAAUUGUUUGCAAUAAAAAGGGAAUAAUUAUAUUAUUUUGGUUAUGUUCUCUUAUAUCAUUCAAAUGUUUACAAAGGUGUUGAUCAAAAUAUAUUUUUGUUGUCAAAGUCUUUGUCUUUGGGUUUUAUUCUGAUAGAAAACAAUUUAAGCUACUUUCAAAAGUGUUUUAUUCAUCUCUAAAAAAUUAUAGAAAAAAAUAUCGGUAUGAGUAUCGGCAAUUCUGGCUCUUUAUUUACUUAACAUCGAAUCAAUACAAAAAAUUGCAGCAUCACAUAGCUCAUACGCUUUUUUUUCCAAAACCAAAUUAUUUAGGGGCAUUCAUCUAGCUAUGCUCUAGAUAUGUUAAUCCCAUCUUUAAAAAGUAAACAACAAAUUAGUUUAUACAUGUGUUUAAAAAGCCGGUUUCAACCAAAUCCAUGCACUGAAUCGUUUUUAAGUGCAUGUAAACAUACCAAGUGUGUGUGUGUGCUUGGCAGCGACAUUGGGUUUAGGAUGGGAUGGGGGGCCCUUUAAUAGUCUUAUCAAUGCCUAUUGUACCUAACUAAUGACACAUUUGCGUAAUUAUUUAAAGACUUAUUUAUUUUUGACCAAUUUGACCCCUUCGUCACCAGAUCCAUGAAAUAUUCAAAUGUAUUAAAUGAAUUAAUUAAUUUAAUGAAUUUAUUAUUUGACCCUCCAUC